GAGCGCAGAGCACUUUCUCAAGCGCCGCGCGUUUAUACAGCGACUCGCGCGGACAUGCCACGCACCUUCUGAGUGGGACUUCACGAGAAAACUCUGACUCUGCCUUCGGAGUAUUGGCAAAGGGAUAACAGCCGAUUUAUAGCUUUCGAAAGUGGAAAGAUCGGCGCUGACGCACAGUACGCCACAAUGCAGGAAUCUGAGCCCAGCGUGUGUCAGCUGCAGCCCAACAUCAUCUCUGUUCGCCUCUUCAAAAGAAAGAUUGGUGGGCUGGGCUUCCUGGUCAAACAGCGGGUGUGCAAGCCGCCCAUAAUAAUCUCUGACCUCAUUCGGGGCGGAGCCGCCGAGGAAUGCGGGCUGGUCCAAGUCGGUGACAUCAUCCUGGCCGUCAACAACAAGCCUUUGGUGGACAUGAGCUACGAGCUGGCGCUGGAAACCUUGAAGAACGUGUCGCCAGAAACUCACGCCGUGCUGAUACUCCGGGGACCGGAGGGCUUCACCACUCACCUGGAGACCACGCUCAGCACAGACGGGAAACCCAGGACGGUUCGCGUCACCAAGCCGGUCAACCCCACUCCGUGCAGGCCCUGCGAACGAUGCUCGCCCGACAUGACCAAAGAGCUCAGGGUUAUCGAGAACCUGUCAUCAGACACCAAAAAAGAGAGCAAACCGCUCAUUCCACUGCUGGCCCAGGACUCUCUGCUCAGAGAGGGAGGCCAUUCCACUCUUCUCCUCAACGGGGUGGAAGACAACAACAACCUGCUGAAGGAGAUCGAGCCAGUGCUGAAACUCAUCAGGAACAGCAAAAAAGACAUCAAUGGAGACGGUCAGAGAGUCGUAGAGAGGAAGGAUGCUGAGGUGCAGGUGGAGAGAGACCUUGAUUUGGAAAACGGACAGAAUGCCCAGCUGGCGUCGGAUAAUGACAGAGUGUUUGAUGACCUCUGGAGAAAGGACAACAUGCCUACAGUGCUUAACAACCCUUACUCUGAGAGUGACAAGCCAGAAUCACAAGGAAGAGUUUCUCCCACUGAGACUGUGCAGAACGGAAGUCCCUCCAAAUGUCCAAGAUUCAUGAAGAUGAAGAACUGGGAAACCGGAGCGGUUUACAACGAUGUUUUACACAACAACUCAGACAAGGUGCCAAUCUGCACUGAGAGUGUGUGUAUAGGUUCUAUUAUGAUGCCACAUCAGCACAGUCGCAAACCAGAUGAAGUGCGAACGAAAGAGGAACUGCUGUCGCUCGCUACAGAUUUCAUCGACCAGUACUACACAUCGAUCAAAAGAUGUGCCUCCAAGGCCCAUGUCGACAGAUUGGAGGAGGUCAAAAAAGAGAUUGAAACUUCAGGAACCUAUCAACUGAAGGACAACGAGCUGAUCUAUGGUGCCAAACACGCAUGGAGGAAUGCAGCUCGCUGUGUGGGACGUAUCCAGUGGUCCAAACUACAGGUUUUUGAUGCUCGAGACUGCACGACCGCUCACGGGAUGUUUAAUUACAUCUGCAACCACAUCAAAUACGCCACCAACAAAGGGAACCUCAGAUCGGCUAUCACCAUCUUCCCCCAGAGGACGGAUGGAAAACGCGACUUCCGUGUGUGGAACGGACAGUUGAUCCGCUAUGCUGGUUACAAGCAGCCUGAUGGAUCCAUACUCGGAGAUCCAGCCUCACUGGAGCUUACAGAGAUCUGUGUUCAGCAAGGCUGGAAAGCUCCAAAAGGCCGUUUUGACGUUUUGCCGCUUCUUCUCCAAGCCAACGGGAACGAUCCUGAGCUCUUUGAGAUACCAGAUGAUCUUGUGCUCGAGGUUCCCAUCAUCCAUCCAAAGCUCGACUGGUUUAAGGAUCUGAAUCUGAAGUGGUACGGUCUUCCUGCUGUGUCUAACAUGCUGUUGGAGAUCGGUGGGCUGGAGUUCACCGCCUGUCCAUUCAGCGGCUGGUACAUGGGCACUGAGAUCGGCGUCAGAAACUUCUGCGACAACUCACGAUACAACAUUCUGGAGGAAGUAGCCACGAUGAUGGGUCUGGACACGAGGAAGACAUCGUCCUUGUGGAAAGACCAGGCGCUGGUGGAGAUCAACAUCGCUGUUCUUUACAGCUUUCAGAUGACAAAGGUUACCAUCGUAGAUCAUCACUCAGCCACUGAGUCCUUCAUGAAACACAUGGAGAACGAGUACCGGGUGAGAGGCGGUUGCCCGGGCGAUUGGGUGUGGAUAGUGCCGCCCAUGUCAGGAAGCACUACACCUGUUUUCCAUCAGGAAAUGCUCAACUAUCGCCUCACGCCGUCCUUUGAGUACCAGACUGACCCGUGGAACACUUACGUGUGGAAAGGGGUGAAUGGAACGCCCACUAAGAAGAGAGCGAUCGGCUUUAAGAAACUUGCCAAGGCUGUGAAAUUCUCGGCCAAACUCAUGGGACAGGCCAUGGCCAAAAGAGUAAAAGCCACCAUCCUGUUCGCCACGGAAACCGGGAAAUCGCAGGAUUAUGCCAAGACCCUUUGCGAGAUUUUCAAGCACGCGUUUGACGCCAAGGUCAUUGCUAUGGAUGAAUAUGACACUGUCGAUCUAGAACACGAGACCCUGGUGUUGGUGGUAACCAGUACGUUCGGCAACGGGGAUCCUCCUGAAAAUGGAGAGAAAUUUGGUGCAGCGCUGAUGGAAAUGCGACAUCCUACAACAAGUGUGGAGGACAGAAAGACAUACAAGGUGCGUUUCAACAGCGUCUCUUCGUACUCUGACACUCGCAAAUCUUCCAGCGAUGAACCCGAACCCAAAGCUAACUUUGAGAGCACCGGACCACUCGCCAACGUCAGAUUCUCAGUGUUUGGCCUUGGCUCGCGGGCAUACCCACACUUCUGUGCGUUUGCCCACGCAGUGGACACGCUGUUCGAAGAGCUUGGCGGGGAACGAAUCCUCCGCAUGGGAGAAGGAGACGAACUCUGCGGCCAGGAGGAAUCUUUCAGAACGUGGGCCAAAAAGGUUUUCAAGGCUGCAUGUGACGUCUUCUGUGUCGGCGACGACGUUAAUAUCGAGAAAGCGAACAAUUCUCUGAUUAGUAAUGACCGGAGCUGGAAGAAAAGCAAAUUCAGGAUGACAUACACAGCAGAGGCACCGACGCUAACACAAGCGCUUUACAACAUCCACAAGAAGAAAGUUUACGGGGCCAAAUUUCUGCAGAGAAAGAACCUACAAAGCCACAGAUCGAACCGAUCGACUAUUUUUGUGCGGCUCGAUGCCAACAACCACGAGAGUUUGAAAUACAUGCCCGGCGACCAUUUAGGCAUUUUCCCUGGCAACAACGAAGAUAUAGUUACGACUCUUAUUGACAAACUGGAAGACGCACCACCUGUCAAUCAAAUCGUGAAAGUGGAAUUCCUUGAUGAGAGAAACACGGCAUUGGGUGUGAUCAGUAACUGGACGGAUGAAAGCCGCAUCCCGCUGUGCACCAUCUACCAGGCUUUCAAAUACUUCCUGGACAUAGCCACGCCCCCCAGCCCUCUUCUGCUGCAACAGUUUGCUCUUUUAGCUGCCAAUGAGAAACAGAGAAAAAGACUGGAGGUGCUCAGCAAGGGUUUGCAGGAGUAUGAGGAGUGGAAGUGGUACAAUAAUCCCACCAUCGUGGAGGUGUUGGAGGAGUUUCCUUCUCUUCAGAUCCCCUCCACCCUGCUCCUGACCCAGCUUCCCCUCCUACAGCCACGAUAUUACUCCAUCAGCUCCUCUCCACACCUCCACCCAGGCGAGAUUCACCUCACCGUGGCCGUGGUGUCCUACCGCACCAGAGAUGGAGAAGGUCCCAUCCACCAUGGAGUGUGUUCAUCCUGGCUCAACAGUCUGGAAGCUGAAGAUACCGUGCCCUGUUUCGUCAGAGGUGCUCCUACGUUCCGUAUGCAAAAAGACAGCCAGGUUCCUUGCAUUCUGAUUGGCCCAGGCACUGGAAUCGCUCCGUUUAGAAGCUUCUGGCAACAGAGACUUUAUGACAUUGAAACUAAAGGACUCAAGGCGUGCCCCAUGAUCUUGGUUUUCGGGUGCCGGCAGUCACAGAUUGACCACAUUUACAAGGAAGAGACAAUUCAGGCCAGAAACAAGGGCGUGUUUAAAGAGCUUUACACCGCAUACUCCAGAGAGCCUGGGAAACCAAAGAAAUACGUUCAGGAUGUUCUUCGUGAGCAGCUGUCUGAAACCGUCUACAAACAACUCCGAGAGGAAGGAGGACACAUCUACGUCUGUGGUGAUGUCACCAUGGCCGGAGACGUACUGAAAACAGUCCAGCAGAUCUUUAAACUGCAUGGCAACAUGUCUCUGGAGGACGCCGGCUUCUAUAUCAGCAAACUGAGGGAUGAGAAUCGAUACCACGAGGACAUUUUCGGAGUCACUCUGCGCACGUACGAGGUCACCAACCGCCUAAGAUCGGAAUCUAUUGCCUACAUCGAAGAAAACAAGAAGGAUACCGAUGAGGUAUUUUGUUCAUAGUCUCAUUUGUCGUCCAUCUCGCUGAUUUUUACUCAGAUACUCCAAUCAGAAGCAUGAGACGCCCAAUUCCAAAACUGUGCCAAAUUUGUCAAAUUUUUUGUUUUCAUUUUCUUUGCUAGUUCUCAUUUGUUGUGCAUUUCUAUGAUCAAAGUCUACAAAAUAAAGACAAGUACUCUUCAUUUCGGAAUGCACUUCAUGUGUUAUGCUUUGGUCCUCAUUACUGGCCUUUGUGCUUUCUGACCUGUAAAAGCAAAAUGGCGUUCUACGCAAACGUAUUGACCUCACUGUUACGACUCGGAAAGUAUUUGGUUUAGCCUGAAGUUUUGUGAUUCACUAGAUUAUUUUUCAUAUCGUCAUCUGUUUUGAUGUUGAGCCUUUAGCUGAGUAAACAGUCGAGUCCUUGCUAAAGACGAAGCGUGUUAUGUUCUUCCUUUUUUAAACAGAAUUUACAAAAACGCUUUUUACCACUCGCGCUGUAUGCCAUUGCUCAGAGAAUCUCAUAGGUCCCGCUUCAAACAUUAAAGUCCCUCUGAAAUCAAAAUGUACCUGAUUUACUUUGUAGAUGAUUCAUUUUUUGGUGAACAAUACAUCCAUCCAAGUAAAAAAAAGUCUUCGUAAUCAAAAUCUGAAAAUGUUCAAACAGACAUAUUUUCACAACUUUUGAAUAAAAACACUAUCAAUAUUUGGCCAUUAAACUUUUUUUUUUCAUGUCAAUGUAUCUAUCAAGCAUGCUUAAGUGGAGAGACAAAUUGAUCAUGCUUUGUAUAUUAUUGCUUCAAUAUAUGAGAGAGUGCUAAUUGCCGGCACAGUGUGACCGGGCACCUGAACAUGCCGAGGUGUCAUAAGAUGUGGUUAAGAAUCCCAUGAGACGAAGUGUAAAUAUCUGUUUUGUUAACAACCAACCCUCAACAGGGAAUAAAAGUAAUGACAUUUAAGAUAUACUCGGAUGUUCAAAUGCAUUUACGGCUGACAAAAUGACACCUGCUUGAUUUAUUGAGAUGAAAUUUUUGUGGAUUUAAAUCGACAUCUCUCGAGAAUGUGUCGGGUCACACUUGGCUUGAGCAACAUGGACAAAACCAACAUCACCAGUCAAGAAUUUUAGAAGGAUUUUUGAUUUAUGUAUAUUUUAAAGUUCCCUCUCCCCCCUCUCUGAUUCUCUUGCUUUAUAAAUUGCAGUUCUAAGUUAUUAUUUUGUUGUGAAGUCACAGUAUUCACUACAUACAGAUGGCGACCGAAAGCUGUUUGAAUGACAGGUUAAGUUCCACAAACACUGAGAUUUGAACACAUUUAUUAAAUUCAAGAGUCACUGCUAGGAGACUUUUUUUUUUUUUUUUUUAGAUUGAUACUAUUAAAGGGGCCACUCCUAAAUAUGAAUAUGCAUUUAUCAGAAACGUUUUUGGGAAUCGAUUCACAAGAAUCCCUUCUUUCAUGAAUCGUCCUUGAAACUCUGAACCUCUGUAUUUAGGAUGAAUUGACCAAAAUGUAGGGUGAUGCUCUCAAUUAUAAUUCUCUAUUUUUUCUUUUUCUGAGAUGCACUUUUACCUGAGAAAUACUGUUCUUUAAAUCCAAGCUGGAUGAAUCUGUAAAUCUGAGUUAUUGAUGUCGUUUGAAUCAUUUCCAAUUCUUACAAAGAGCAAAAUCAAUGCAACACGUCUUUUUUUGCAUGCAAUGCCUUUUUUAAUAGCUGCGAGGGGAAAUUUUUGUUUCUCAGAAUUCUUUGAGACGUGAGCAAGUUUUGAAUCUAGCUUGCCUUUGAUUUGCUUUGAAUAUUUUUUUCAUAUUUUGGCAUGAACAAUGUGAGUUUGAUUUUCUGUCGUCUUUCUGUAAGACUUGUUCUAUGUUGGUAACGCUGAAUGUUUCCUUCCUCAAAUUUGGGUUUUGCACCGUUCAAACUCUGAUACAAAAAGUGCAGCAAAAAAAAGCAAACGCACACAUGCAUAUAUUUAAAGAUACAGUGAAUAUCUAAAUAUAAUAUGUAUGAGAACUUUUUAAGAAUGUAUUUUAAUUAUGGGUAUUGUUUUUUUGUUUUGUUCUGAUUUGCUUGUAAUAUAUUACGUGAAUAUGGUGUCUUAUCUUUCCUAUUGGUUUGAGGCGAACUGAGGCGUUGAUUUGAAUGCAUGACGUUUCAUGUUCUGUUUUUCUCUCUUGAACCUGCACUGUGUCAGUUUAAAUGUUGUGAUCGCAUCCGUCCUAUGUGACCGGACGGACAAGAGCUUGCGGGAUUCUUCUUUUUUGUGUUUGUUCUUUGCUGCUGCUAACAGAAACUGUUCCAGUCAGUCUCCGCUGUGAAUCCUCUAUUGUGGAACUCUCGAAAUGUUGAAACAUUUACCAUUUUAAUGCAUAUACUGCAAAGACUUUGCAUCUAAUUAAUAAAACAUUUUUAUGUCAAAA
Molecule: messenger RNA, 6849 nt
Organism: Triplophysa rosa
Lineage: Eukaryota; Metazoa; Chordata; Actinopteri; Cypriniformes; Nemacheilidae
Gene: nos1
Product: nitric oxide synthase 1 (neuronal)
Exons: 29
Coding region: 187-4458 (1423 amino acids)
Biological process (GO): nitric oxide biosynthetic process
Molecular function (GO): FMN binding; flavin adenine dinucleotide binding; heme binding
Source: RefSeq, a predicted model, not a curated record